AUGUAUGGUAGACGAUCUGGCGGUGGUGGUGGUGGUGGCGCCUACAGAAGCACAAAUGUGUAUCGCACAAGAAACGCAAAUUAUGCAAUAUUUGGAUCUACAGGGUACAGACCAGGAUACAGCCCAGGAUACACUACCAGGGCUAAGGCGAGAGCAGGUACGGCUUAUUCCGCCCCAACUUCGCAAAGCUAUAAUGGUUAUUAUCAACGCAAGCGAUACCUGAACAAUGGAAAUAAUGAGGCAAACACAAAAUCUCUGGGAUAUAAGGUACAGCAACAAAAUAAAGCAAGAGGAAAUGAAUAUUAUCAAAGUAAAGCAAGAAGAAAUGAAUAUUAUAACCGUAAACCUAAACCCAAUUAUGUCUCUAAUAAAAGUUCCCGGCAAGAACAACGUGAAAACUAUGCAACAGGACAACGUGAAAACUAUGCAACGGGACAACGUGAAAACUAUGCAACGGAACAAAGUGCCAAAUAUCGUGGUAGUAAUCACACAUAUAAAAAGAAAACUGUAAACCAAACGAUUAAUGUUGAUCAACAGCAACAGCAACAGCAACAGCGCCCUAGUAGAUGGGGCAGAAUGAUGGGUGCAAUGAGAAUGCCAAUGAUGUUUAUGUUCUUUAGUAGAAUAAUGAGACCCAGUCAUCAAGAGCAACAACCUCCUUUCCCUCCCAUUCAUCAAGAGCAACAGUCUCCUUUUCCCCCCUUUCAUCAAGAGCAACUGCCUCCUUUCUCUCCCAUUCAUCAAGAGCAACAGCUUUUUUCCCCUCCCAUUCAUCAAGAGCAACUGCCUCCUUUCUCUCCCAUUCAUCAAGAGCAACAGCCUGCUUUCCCUCCCAUUCACCAAGAGCAAGAGCAACAGCCUCCUCCCCCUCCUCCUAAAGAACAACAUACUGUCAAUAAUACAACUAGAGCCCGAUACCCUGCUACAACUAGCAAUGACCACGUAUCAGUUUUAUCUGAUAUUCCACUGGUAAUGAAUACUGGUUCAGAUUUACUAGACAAAGCUAGAAAACCUGCUUCAAAAACAAAGUCUACUGAAAUAAACACCGGAAAGACUGCUGAUUCAGUUCACAUUGGCUCAUUCCCAAUGGAUAUAAUUGGUAGAGUUCCCAUUGCAAGAAACACAAUUGACGAUAUAACAGCAGAAGACUUUAAAUCAAAAUCACCUCCUACACAUGACGAGCCAAAUGCUGUUGAAACAGAGACUCAAAGUUUUAGUAAAGACUCUGCUGAUCUAUCAGGAGCUUUAAGUAAGUCACCGUAUUCCAUCUAUACUGGUUUGCUUGACUUGAGUCCUCAACGAACUUAUACUCUACAAGAAUUAUAA
Molecule: messenger RNA, 1326 nt
Organism: Lodderomyces oxycetoniae
Lineage: Eukaryota; Fungi; Ascomycota; Pichiomycetes; Serinales; Debaryomycetaceae
Exons: 1
Coding region: 1-1326 (441 amino acids)
Source: RefSeq, a predicted model, not a curated record